Molecule: messenger RNA, 1016 nt
Organism: Eurytemora carolleeae
Lineage: Eukaryota; Metazoa; Arthropoda; Copepoda; Calanoida; Temoridae
Exons: 10
Coding region: 519-1016 (165 amino acids)
Source: RefSeq, a predicted model, not a curated record
AUAUUUAGUUGUACGGAUUCUAUACUGAACGCAGCAGUCUCAAUACAUCAGUUAAUAUAUUCAUAUGUCUUGAAGGAUUUCACAGAUUGGUGUACACUGGAGUUAUAAUACCUAUUCGGAACUACAGCUUACUAGUUGGACCUCUACUACUCCAGGGAACAGGGGUUCAUAAAUGGGAUUUCCCCCUUUUUGUUACUUUUUACCAAAAAUUCAUUUUUUUACCAAUUCAGCAAUAUGAAGCUUUAAACAUUUCUAACACUCUGGGUACGUGGAUCUAACAGUUCAGAACUUUGACUUUUGAUCACAAUGAAACUUGUUCGCCUUUUCUAUCUGCAUAUGCGGCGUUGUAAAUGAAAAGACAACUCAUUAAUUGUUGAAUUAUUGACCAUUACGGGAUUGAAUUUAAAUUUUUUUAAAAAAUAUACUCCUGGCAGGGAACUCUGGAUCAUGAAACUUCAUGUCAUAUUCUGCUCAUCUCAGUUCUCUAUGUAAAUUUGGGUAACCUGAUCUACAACUGUAUGGCAGCAGCAACAAGAUGUUUACUCAUUAGGACAAGUCUGGAUGUAAAUAUUGGACUUCGCUACAACAAAGCAUCCUUUGCACUCAAAUGCUCGGCUUGGGCAGAACUCAUCCUGCUGAGUCUUUGUCUGACGUAUAAUUCUUCUGAAGGGAUUCUGUAUCACACUUGCAUGGGUCACACAGAGAUCCCUGAAAAAGAUGUCGGCAUUGGCUUUACUUGGGUUGUUGGUAGUCUUUUCAAUAUUACAAGCAUUGUGUCCUAUCUCAGCUUAACUAAAUCUCAUCUAAAAGUUCUUGACUUAGUUAAUCUUGAUUUAGCUGACGAGGUAGCUGCAUCAAGAAAGCGAAACUUACUCCCGGCUAAAAUUGAGGCUCGACAGUUUGGAGUCUCAUUGCUGAUGGAUUUAAUCCAUUGUGUUGGUACACCAGCCCUCAUACUCUACAGUUCAACGGAACUAAAGAAGAAAGCUAAAAGAAUCAUGGGACUUCAAGAUUAA